AUGUUCUCAGCCCGGCCCCCGGAAGAAAUAGCCAACGAGAGCGCCUACCUCGAGCUCGGUCUCAGGACCCAGUACUGCAAAAAGCUGUCCGUGUACCAGGAGUAUGCUGCGACGGAAGCAAAACUACAGACGGUAGAGACCGCACAGCAGAGACGUAGCCUGAGGAAACGCCUCAGCACCCUCCGGAGCCGGCGCUACAGCAUAGAGAACCAGGAAAAGGCUCUCGAGGCAGGAUUGUGCACGCUGCGAAUCGAGAUGCGCAACAACCUUGCCUGGAACCUAGCUCGGACCCAGAGCUGCUGUCCCUCGCCUGUAUGGGACCCGCCUCGCCCUGAUACACCCCUUGAUGCCACAUCACCCCCGUUCGUACCCCGAUGGGGAUUCUUCAGUGACUGGAAGGACGCGGGUAAACUGGAGAAGGUUGACGAGACUGGCGAGGAGUCUAGCAACGAAUGCAAUGUGACACAGUUCGAUGGAGGGGUAGGCCAAGGAUCCGAGGGUAGUGUGAGCCCGUCGGCUCAAGAACCAAGCAUGUCAGACACGGUUGAGGGCAUCCAAGAACCAUCAAGACGAAGGUCGUUCGAUGAUGGGACCUUGAGCCUCGCGGAGAGGAGGUUAAGCCUCCCAUACAUCCCCACGGAGUGGAUUUAG
Messenger RNA from Clonostachys rhizophaga, 651 nucleotides. Lineage: Eukaryota; Fungi; Ascomycota; Sordariomycetes; Hypocreales; Bionectriaceae. The record is from the annotation of a GenBank genome assembly.